Molecule: messenger RNA, 1317 nt
Organism: Symbiodinium natans
Lineage: Eukaryota; Dinophyceae; Suessiales; Symbiodiniaceae
Source: the annotation of a GenBank genome assembly
AUGGCGCUCGCCUUCGCCAACUUCAACGCGCAGACGCGUGUGGCGGGGAAUCGCAUCGUGGACCGGCCGUGGCAGCUACCGCAGGGCUGGAACGCGUCCCUGGAUGCCUUGAACACGGAGACGAGAGACGCGAGCGGCAAGGGGUCCUUCGACACCUCGAUGGUUCUGCUCCAGCCCUAUGGCCUGGAUCUGAAGCCGUCAAGCUGCCAGUACCACAGCUACUUGCAGAUGUUCAAGCGGACCGAGGAGCUGGUGGACUCCCUCAAGAAUGAAACAGCGGAUGGCAUCAAGGGCAUCAUGGGCCUUGGCGACAAGAUGUCGAAGAGCCAUCUCGACAGAUUCAAGAGCUUCGAGAAGUUGCCUCCGAAGCAGGCCGUGCUGGCGCUCUGCGCCGACAUGGGGGCCGAGGAUUGGAACAACCAGGAGGAGAACCGCAAGUACGCAGAAAAACACUUGCGCAUUCUCUCCGGUCUCUAUGGGGUCGUGCGGCCCUACGAUGAUGUGAAGCCGGUCCGAGACAUCCCCAUGAACGCGAAGGUGAAGACCAAGAAAGGGCUCUAUCUGACAGAGUUCUGGGGCGACUCAAUCACGAAGCAGCUCAGCAAAGAUCUGAAAUCCAUCAGCGAGGGCAACAAAGGCGGCCAUUGCCUCCUCGUGAAGUGUACCAGCGAUGAGUACUUCCAGUCCGUCCAGUCGCACAACCUCCCUGAGGGCACCACCCUAGUCGAGAUUCAGUUCGAGCAAGCGCCCGAGGACGUCACUGCCAAAGCGCGCUGCCUGUUCGCGCGCUUCGUGAUCGAGAAGAAGAUCUGCACCCCCGAGGGCCUCAAGGACUUCAAGUCUCAGGAAUGGUCCCUGGACGAGCGCAGGUGUACCAUCCAAAAGGUCUUCUAUGUUUGGAUUGGAGAUGACCGACAUCGGAAGAAGAAGCAGAAGAAAGAAGACAAGGGAAAGGAGAAGGAAAAGUCAGAUGCUUCUGGCGAAGACCGAAGGAAAGGGCCCAAGAAGAAGAAGGGGGUUAAGGAGGCACAAGACUUCUCCGACAUGGAAUCAGAUGAACCCAAGCCAAAGGGCAAGAAGAAGAAGGUGGAGCGAGACCGGACUCCGCCACAGGAUUUCUCGGAUAUGGACUCUGAGGAGUUUCAGAGCCGGACGAAGAAGGGCAAGAAGGGAAAGGCCCCCCCUCCGUCCGACGAGUCCUCAGGCGGGAGCGGCAAAAAGAAGAAGGUGCGGCGGAAGAAGUCGGAGGCAUCAGAGGAGGAUCGAGGUCGGAAGAAGGGCAAGGAGGACCGGAAGCGGAAACGGGGUUCCAGCUGA